UGGCAUUCUUCGUGAAGCGUAUUCCUUUCUCGUCGGUGUCUCCUUGUCUCUGGUUUCUUGCAAGGCUGAAAAGUGGAAAAACUGCAACAUUUUGGAGUCGCCUUUUCUUGUACAUUAUGUGUGUCACCCACCCCCCUCUCCAAAGCGUGUACACAUGUGAGUCGUCCCUCCUGCGACAAAGGACCCAGCAUUUGUAGCAUUGAGGCGAGAAAUGCUCGCUCGUGUUUUUUCACAUUGAGUUUUCGAGUUCGGUUCUUCGUCACGGAUUGUUUGUCGCUAACGCCUGGCCUGUGUAUGGGGUUCUCCUUGUGUUUUCCACGUCCCUCUGCAGCCUUCACGCGAUGCCAGCCCGCCUGCAGGGGGCUGCUCCACACAUGCUGCCAGUGGCUGGAGCACCAGCGAAAAGCUCGAGUCCUGGACCAGACCAAAACGCAGCGUCUUCUCUCGUAGCACAUACUAGCGACGAAAAUACGAAUAAGCGUAACUUGCUGGCAUUUCGUGCCAUAGGAGAAAAUGGUUCGUGCAUGCAUAAGUCGACGUCGCCGGCGCGAAAGUGCCCCCCUCUAGUGACCUCUUGUCCCCCCGCUUCUGCCUUGGCUACUGUUGCUGACUCUUCGCCCACUCCUGGCUGUCGAAACGCACUUCCUUCAAAUGUAUGCCCUGUAGUGGAUUCUGCGGGAGGAUGCAGCUCUCCAGAAGCGGCUGCGAGCUGCUUGUCCUCGGGCGGGAUAAAAACGUCGGACCCAAUUACGGCCUCCGAGCUCCCUUCUUCAGUCGGUUUACAUACCCUCCCGGCAGGAGGAAUGUUUGUCCAUUCCCCUGCUCACGCAAGAGUCGAAUAUGCAUCCAACGCGGAUAUUCGUGAAAUUUCUCCAGCCGCUGUAACUGACCUCGCCACGGCGGCCGACGGUGGUGGUUCGGGGGAAAGCCUCGAAGCGGCGGUUCCUGCUUUCCCUCAUGCUUUUGAAGUUGCAAUGAAUGACUUACAGGAUUGCGUCAGGCUCGAGGACGCGGGCAACACCCAAGAACACGAAGAAAGCGCGAACCAUACGUUCCCUUCUGGGGUGGGAUCAGAAGACAUCCAACCUUCCUCAGCAACGGCAGGCGGCAACAGAGGCACCAACGGACCACGGCGGGUAGCUGGAAGAGGGCGGGGGGGGACGAGGAGCUCUGGUGCAGGAACUGGAGGGACAACAGGCACAAAAGCGGGGGUACCGAAGCCAGAACAGGACCGCAUUCGCCAGCUCUAUGAUCCUCUUUGGAGAGAAUCCGAACAGGAACUUCAGCAGGUUCUCGUGCAGGGGCUGCCGGAGGUCGACACUUUAACGAAUCCUCAAGUGUACCUGGAGCUGAAGCAGAAACUACUGCAGGCCCCGUCUUCACCCCAGAGUUCCUCCGUGGAUGACGAGGACGACGGGAGCAGAACAGACAACGAAGAUGUCGCUCUGAGUCCUCUGAAGCGCCUGCUUCGGGCGCUCUGUGAGGGAUCGAGUCUGCCACUAUCGGCGCUCAUUGUCGAAGUCCAACGCGUUCUCCGAGACGGCACUGAUGGGUCCCCGACUGAAGACGUGGCCGACGAGACACUCCGAACCUUGCUUCCUGUGCUCCUCUCUCGAAGAAGCUUGGGGGUUCCUCGACAGCGCGGAAGUGGAUCGAGUCCAGGAGCGACGGCCGCGCCCCCCGCAAGUCGUGAGGCAUCAGUUGCGUCGGCUUCGUCGUCGCCCUCUGGUGCAUGCGCCAGCGUUACAACUGUCAAUUGCUCCUCCUUUUCCUCCCCACUCAUAGAGAAGAAUGAGGACUUGAACCCCAGUUCCCUCUGGGUCUGGGAGUCUGCUUUUCUCGAAGGUCUGCCCUCGGCCUUCAAGGAGAAGACCCGAAAGGAUCGAGAGAAACGAAUGGCGAUCUCUCGAAAAGUGCGCACUCUAGUGCGGCUGCAGCAGGUCAUCGAGCAGGGUGUUGAAAAGGACAUUUUGGCAACGAAAGAGAAAGCAGAGGCUCUGAAGAGAAAGGAGCAGCAGGAAGAGGAAAAGCGACGGGAACAGGAGCUUCGCCGGCGACGUGCGGAGGAAGCCCGCGCGGAGCGAGAGCGCGAGAAGCGCCAGCGGGAGGAUGCGAAGAAGGAGAAGGAGAAGGAGAAAGAAAAGAAGAAACAAAUUGUCGAAGAACAGAAGCAGACGCCGCCGCAGAGGGUGCUGCAGAAGACAGAGGGAAAGAAGGUCCUGAAGGAAACACAAGCGAUGAAGGGUCAACAGAAUUUCAUGGUCUCGUGGCUGGCGCGGAAGCCGCCGCGGAUCUCUUCGCCUUCCACCCCAUUCACAGGGUCGGCCCCUGUCGAAGCUUCUGGGGUCGGAAAGCCUGCCGAGGGCAGCUGCGAUGUGCAAAUUUUCAGUGUCUCGCGUUCUACCGGUUCCCUCGCUGUCCCCAGCGCCGCAUGCGACGAUCCCAUUGGCAGAGAAAAGGAAGACCAGCUUGUCGAGAUCGACGACGGCACUCUCGAGGCGCGAAAGGUCGAAGAAGCCGCGCGUGCAAGGGCCGCUACAGAGGCGGAAAUCUGGAGAGUUCCUGAAGGAAAGCGAUCCCAGUUCAUCGAUAUCGUCCUCAGGCUGCCGCAGCCAUUGUCACCCCUGCCUGCUUCGUCGUGCGACUCAGUACCUUUCUUCGACAAGGAAGAGAGCGGAUGCGACCUCGAUGCCGAGGAGCGCCUGGCGGAGUUUGUGGAAGAAUUUGCUUCCCCUCACACGACGAAACUGCGAGAGUUCCACACUUUUUGUGCCCAAAACCGGCAAUUCGUCCACAAACUUCCCGUCCAGCAGACACAGACACAGCUUCCUGUCCCCUCUGGAACCGCGGAGAACAGCGCCGUGUUGAAUGGGUGGUCUGAGCAUUCAGCUCCAGGCGUCCGCUCCUAUCAACAAGAAAUGCGAGAAAUCAAACAGGGUUUGACUCUCACCGACUACACAGACAACAGUCUCCGGGACCUGCCUUACCUGCGAACAGCCUGGGUCAACUUGGAUGAAUGGAAACGCCCCGUUCGACGCCUGCUGCUCGGCAAGCAGGCCAAGAAGUCGACUGCAUGCGAGCAGUGGGCUGAAGAAAGCUGCAUCGACUACGAUCGCGAUAGCGACGAGGAGUGGUUCGAGAACUUCGAUGUUGAUGAUUUAGAUGAAGGAAAGGACGAGGACGAAGAAGAGGAACUGGAGGGAGAAGAAGACAAAGACUGGCUGGUAGAAGACGACGACGAAGGCAGUGGCGCUGGCCGAGCGGGGUUUGGGCAAUCCGUCCGCUUCGAGUCUCUUUGCGACUGGCACUGGUCCUUCGAGGGAGAAGAAAAACCAAAUGCGCGAGAUGAAGGAGUAGACCCCUGCGUAGUCAACUCCGUGCGCGACCGAAACUGGUUGAGCAUCUACGGAUGUGUGGUCGACGACUGGGGUGGGAAGCCAUUCGAGAGGCUCGAGGCCAUUGUUACCGGGACAACCCAGAGAAAGAAGAUGACGGACGAAGAACUCUGCAGCCUCUUCAAGUUCUCUCACGCGAAAAAAGACUCGAAGACAAAGCUCAUCGCAGAUUUCCACAAACUAAAUAAGCAUCUGACGAAGGCAGAUUUGGAGCGGAGAUUCAAAGAGCAUAUUGUUUACGAGCGAAGGCCGGAAGACAAACAGAAGAGGUGGUAUGUUUCGGCGGAGGCGACCGAGGCUUUCAAUCUCAAGGAAGACCUGGAGUCGAUAGCAGCUCUAAUUCUGUCAGAAGAGUCAUCGAGUCAGUCUACACCGGCUCAGCCGUCGACAGAAGCUGUGGCGUCAGCAAAUAGCUCCGAUGGUCCGCGGGUACCAAAUUCGGGGAAUGUGUCCACUGUUUCUCAGGGAGCGGAGAGCCCUGCAGUCUCUAAGUCCGAUACUUCAACUGGAGUGUCUGUUGCAGGCACUGGAGCCCAGGGGAAGGGUGGGGCUUCUCAGCGCACCGGCGCCGGUUCUGGGCCAUCUGUGUUGGUCCAGAUCCUCCGACAAACUCCAGAAAUGAGUGCUGGCAGCGCCAAGAAACCGCGUUUACAGGAACCUAGCAAUGGUGAACCUUCGAAUGCAGUCUCGGUAGCUUCGCGAAGAGUGAGUAAGAGAGACGGUCAAGAAGUGUGUUCAGCAGCAGCAGCACCUUCUGCUCCAGUCCCGCCCGCAGCUCCUUCCUGCAGCCGCGCUCGAAAAGAGGAUGAUGGAAAAGGAGCUAAUGCUAGAGUGGCAGGAGUCCUUGUAGACAAGUUAGCGUGUGAAACCCCAUCUGAUACCAGCAAUUGCGACCCAUUUCGGGAUCUGGACCCCUUCGCCUCGGCCACUGCCACGGCGAUGGUGGCAGCUUUUUCUGCAGAAGCUGCAGCAAUGACUGCCGUUGAGCAAGGCUGUUCAGGCAUUUCAGCAUCUGCGGUUCAUGUUGCUGCUGCUGCAAUGGCGGCGGCGGCUCUAGCGAGAGAAAUGGCUGCCACUAUGGCUGAAAUGCAUGAGUCGGUCGGAGCUAAUGCUAUGCUUUCCUGCCGGAAAGCCCUACGGGUUGCACAGCCUGAGAAUGAGGGAGCACAGGAAGAUGCGAAGGAAUCAGAAGGUUCGCACAACGCGAUUGGCCCAGCUGAUACUUGUGACGCUGGAACUCCGACGGAGGCACGCCGGCUCAACAGUGAAGGAUGUGGUUUGUGUGGCGAAGACGAGGGAGCGACUCCUCGGCAGGCAAAGAAUGAAAGUACAAGGAGCGACGCCGCAGACGCGGACGACGGGCCAGUUUGGGGAAAGAGGCGACGAAGCGAUGGACAGGAGGAAGGGUCAUGUUAUGGCUCGUCGCCUGGAAGUUCAGUUGGUACGACGAAGAAAGUGAGACGGGGAUCGACAGGCCUCGCAGCAACGGUUCAACCAGUUAAAUGCCCUCAGCUGAAGAACACUCUGAUAACACAAUUUUUCCGAACGGUGCCGACCGGCGACAAACGGUCACUUGAGGGAUCUGCGGAAACACCAUCCUGAAAUGCUGUUUACACAGGGCAUCCCACCAGUGAGUCAAAAGACUUUCGGUGUAAACUAAAAGCUUGUCUGGAGCAGCUUGAUUGAUCUUGACUGUGGCCCUGCAGCUCGUCACCAUGCUGUGCUUCCGUAAUUCUGUCACAGACCUUAUUUGGGAACGGCCGCCUCCGCACUUGGCGAGUCCGCGGUGUGUCUGGCCGGGUAGCCUGGAAGGAAUACAUAUGGUGGACGGAUUCACAUGGACGCGCGGUCGGCCAUACAGAGAGACACUACCGAGAGAAUUGUGUUUUGAAUCACUCUGAGUUGGUGCAGAGGAACAGGCAAGUCCCGCUCUCGCCGCACUUUUCUAACGAGUGCGCGGUUCACGCCCGAUGAUACGUCUGUACUAGGGGCUCUAAGCAGACUGCGUAGAUCAACAUUUGGUUAGCUGUAGCAUUUCAUUUUACAGCAUAGUAUUUGAUCUGUGAGACAUUACACGUCAACAUUCGUUUGUUUUUUGGGGGGCGGCGACACAUUUGAGUUGUGAAUGACUGCCACUUCUCAAGGAAGGGCCCAGAAGUGGAACAAAAGUCGCGGAGUAGCAACGCG
Molecule: messenger RNA, 5582 nt
Organism: Toxoplasma gondii ME49
Lineage: Eukaryota; Apicomplexa; Conoidasida; Eucoccidiorida; Sarcocystidae
Exons: 14
Coding region: 342-4997 (1551 amino acids)
Source: RefSeq, a predicted model, not a curated record